CACGGGUUGGAGCCGACGUGGUGCCUGCCGUCCUGGGGCCCUCCGUCUAGUCUGGCAUCCUGUAAACUCUGUCCUUCCGUCUCCUCCCCUUCUCACAGGGACCCAGACAUGGAGCUGCGGGAAGAGGCCUGGUCUCCGGGGCCGCUGGAUUCCGAGGACCAGCAGAUGGCCAGUCACGAGAACCCAGUGGACAUCCUCAUCAUGGAUGACGACGACGUCCCCAGCUGGCCCCCGACCAAGCUGGCCCCGCCCCAGUCAGCGCCCGCGGCCGGCCCCCCGCCCCGGCCGCGGCCCCCGGCGCCCUACAUCUGUAACGAGUGCGGCAAGAGCUUCAGCCAUUGGUCCAAGCUGACGCGGCACCAGCGCACGCACACGGGCGAGCGGCCCAACGCCUGCGCCGACUGCGGCAAGACCUUCUCGCAGAGCUCGCACCUCGUGCAGCACCGGCGCAUCCACACGGGCGAGAAGCCGUACGCCUGCUCCGAGUGCGGCAAGCGCUUCAGCUGGAGCUCCAACCUCAUGCAGCACCAGCGCAUCCACACGGGCGAGAAGCCCUACGCCUGCCCCGACUGCGGCCGCAGCUUCACGCAGAGCAAGAGUCUGGCCAAGCACCGGCGCUCGCACAGCGGCCUCAAGCCCUUCGUGUGCCCGCGCUGCGGCCGCGGCUUCAGCCAGCCCAAGAGCCUGGCGCGCCACCUGCGGCUGCACCCCGAGCUCUCGGGCCCCGGCGUGGCGGCCAAGCACCUGAAGCCCCUUCCUGCAUCUAGCUUCUUGGAAAACUUGGCCUGGAGGUGA
Messenger RNA from Leptonychotes weddellii (Weddell seal), 795 nucleotides. Lineage: Eukaryota; Metazoa; Chordata; Mammalia; Carnivora; Phocidae. The record is from RefSeq and is a predicted model, not a curated record.